GGGCAGUUCUAAUUUGUCUAACAAGGUCCAUUGAGUCAGAAUCUACUCAAAAGAACACAAAAACAGUAUGAGAAUCUAAAGUAUAUAAGUAUAUAGAGAGAGAUUUGAUGCCAGGCUUGGAUUUGCUCGCUUACUCCCACAAGACUAUGAUAUUUUUUCAUUUCACUUUACAGGAAAUUUUCAGAUCUGAUCUCAGAAACUUGAAAUCAUGGACCAAGGAAAUAACUCAAGAGUGACUGAAUUUGUGUUGCACAGUCUUUCAGGUCCUCAAGAGCUACAACUUUUUUACUUUGCAUUUUUCACACUCUUCUAUUCAACCAUUGUGCUGGGAAACCUCCUCAUUGUGCUCACAGUCCUCUCUGAACCUGCGCUACACACACCCAUGUACUUCCUGCUCAGUAACCUCUCCUUCAUUGAUGUGUGUCUAUCCACCUUUGCCACUCCCAAAAUGAUUGUUGACUUCUUCAAGGAGCACAAGACCAUCUCUUUUGAGGCCUGCAUGGCCCAGAUAUUCUUUCAGCAUGUCUGUGCUGGUGGUGAAAUGAUGCUCCUUGUGGCCAUGGCAUAUGACAGAUAUGUAGCCAUAUGUCGACCCCUGCACUAUGCAGCCAUCAUGAGUGUACACAAGUGUACAGUCCUUGUUGUGGGCUCCUGGCUCAUUGGAGUCCUGCACUCAGUAAGCCAGUUAGUCUUCACAGUAAACCUUCCAUUCUGUGGUCCAAAUCAAGUGGAUAGUUUUUUCUGUGACCUUCUCUUAGUUAUCAAACUUGCCUGCACUGAUACAGAUAUCCUUGAGAAACUCACGCUUUUAGAUAGUGGUCUAAUAGCUUUGAGCUCUUUUGUGCUCUUGCUCAUCUCCUACAUGGUCAUCCUGAUCACUGUGAGACACCGAUCCUCAGUGGGCAUGGCUAAGGCUCGGACCACCCUGACUGCCCAUGUCACUGUGGUGACCCUGUUCUAUGGGCCCUGCAUCUUCAUCUAUGCCUGCUCUUUCAACAAAUUCCUGGUGAAUAAUAUCCUCUCAAUAUUCUAUACUGUUUUCACCCCUCUCUUAAACCCCUUGGUCUACACAUUAAGAAAUAAAGAGGUAGUAUCAGCAAUGCAGAAACUGUGGAGGCGACAAGUAAAUUCCUAACAGUUUCUUGGCUCUUUCUUGUGCUAAUGACAACCAUACUAAAGGCACCCACUUAU
Messenger RNA from Loxodonta africana (African savanna elephant), 1191 nucleotides. RefSeq names its product olfactory receptor 4K15-like. Gene Ontology annotation, molecular function: olfactory receptor activity; G protein-coupled receptor activity. Gene Ontology annotation, biological process: G protein-coupled receptor signaling pathway. Lineage: Eukaryota; Metazoa; Chordata; Mammalia; Proboscidea; Elephantidae. Bases 209 to 1135 code for a protein of 308 amino acids. The transcript has a single exon. The record is from RefSeq and is a predicted model, not a curated record. Gene Ontology annotation, cellular component: plasma membrane.